AGUGUAACAACAAAUAUAAUUUUGUUUGUAUUUCUAUAAAAUUAUACAAAAAGGAUAUAAUUUGCUGUUAUUAUAUAUAGACACAGAACGGUACUAAUAAUCAAAAUGGGCGAGAGAUAUAACAUUCACAGUCAGCUAGAACAUUUACAAAGUAAAUACAUUGGUACAGGACAUGCCGACACUACAAAAUACGAAUGGCUAAUGAAUCAACAUCGUGAUUCGUGUUGCAGUUACAUGGGGCAUCCAGACUUGUUGAGUUAUUUCGCAAUUGUAGAAAACGAAUCUAAAGCACGUGUUAAGUUUAAUUUGAUGGAGAGAAUGCUACAACCGUGCGGGCCACCACCAGAGAAACCUGAAGACUGAACUUCCUUAUAAUAAUUGCAACCAUUAAAAAUUAAGUUGUAGAAUGCUUAAAUAUAAUAAAUUUAUUUUAUAAGUCAUGUAUUUUUUUUUUAAUAGCAGUGCUGUUUAUUGUCCUUUUUUGGGAAUAUAUGUUCAGUCAGUAAAUCAACAGUUGUGUUGCAAUGACGAUCCUUGUGAUCUAGCAGUUUCACAUCCACUUUUUACUUGUUUAGUGUUUCGAGUCUUUUAUUCUAAACAUGUAUAAAGAAAAGAAAUUGUUUUUGUCUGGGUGUUUUCUAUGUAUGUUAUGUAUUCACAAAAUAAAAUGCAAGUAAUUGUAUAAGUUGUUUACCACCUAUAACACAAGCUCUGUUUAAUUUUGAACCUAUUGAUGCUGUGUGGAUUGUC
Achroia grisella is the source of this 750-nucleotide messenger RNA. RefSeq names its product splicing factor 3B subunit 5 (gene Sf3b5). The record is from RefSeq and is a predicted model, not a curated record. NCBI's taxonomy places the organism in Eukaryota, Metazoa, Arthropoda, Insecta, Lepidoptera, Pyralidae. The transcript is spliced from 2 exons. Bases 106 to 363 code for a protein of 85 amino acids. Gene Ontology annotation, biological process: mRNA splicing, via spliceosome. Gene Ontology annotation, cellular component: precatalytic spliceosome; U2 snRNP.